UUCACAGAUGAAGGUGCUGAGGCAAUGGUCCAAUGUUGAGUUGCUAAGAAGAUGAUGGUACAUUAUCUAAAGUCGAGGACUUUCCAUGGGACUUGGCCCUGAUUAGAUUGGGCGCGCAUGUCACCAGUAGCAAUCUUCGGAGGAGCUUGCAUGAAAGAAGAGCCGUCGAUGUGGGAUGAACAAGCUCAAACCUUUGUUGGCCAAAGGCUUGACGCCCUCAAAGUCGCCGCCGCCGCCCGCCGCCUCUUCGACGUAUUCGCGCAACGCCACCAUCAGUCGUCUAUCAUCACAAGGAGCUCAUCGGGACGUCCUUCUCACUUUCUCCUCCAUGCGCAUCGACAGAGUCCCUCCCGAUCCUCACACGUUCCCUAGCGUCCUCAAAGCCUGCGCUCAUCUGGACCUCUACCAACUCGGCCUCUCGUUUCACCAGUGCCUAACCGUUCAUGGGUUCGCUUCGGACGCUUACAUUGCCUCUUCUUUGAUCACGUUCUACGCGAAGUUUGGAAAAGUGCGUAGUGCUGGCAAAGUGUUCGACUUAAUGCCUGAGAGGAGCGUUGUUCCUUGGACUGCCAUAAUUGGAUGUCAUUGUAAGGCAGGUGAUGUGGAGGCGUCGUUUGAUCUGUUGAAUGAUAUGCGUCGUGAAGGAGUGGAGCCCAGCUCGGUGACAUUGUUGGAAGUGCUUGCUGGAGAUUUGGAGCUCACAAGAGUGCAAUCUUUGCAUUGUUGUGCAUUGGUAUAUGGUUUUGGGUCGGAUGUAGUCUUAUUGAAUUCUUUUUUGAAUGCUUAUGGUAAAUGCGGAGGCAUUGAUGAUGCAAAGGCUUUGUUAGAACUUAUGGAUCAAAGGGACAUUGUCUCGUGGAAUACUUUGGUCUCGGCAUAUGCUCGAAUUGAUAAUUUUGAGGAAGUAAUGCAUCUCUUAACUAGGAUGAAAGAUGAAGGUAUGGAACCAGGCCAGCAGACUUUUGGUUCUUUAUUGUCUGCAGUUGCAGCACGUGGUGAUCUUUAUUUGGGAAAGUUGGUGCAUGGGCAGAUUUUAAGAGCUGGACUCGAAGUGGAUGCUCACAUUGCAUCAAGUCUUGUAAUUACGUACUUAAAAUGUGGCAACUCGGAUGGCGCAUUUCGAACAUUUGAGCUGGCCCCUGAUAAGGAUGUUGUUCUAUGGACUGGGUUGAUUUCAGGGCUUGUACAGAAUAAUAAUGCUGAUAAGGCACUACUGGUCUUCAAAUCCAUGUUAGAAUCCGGUGAAACUCCCUCUACUGAUACAAUAGCUUGUGCCCUUGCAGCUUGCGCACAUAUGGGUUCCUAUAGUUUGGGAACCUCCAUUCAUGGUUACGUGUUAAGGCGAAGAAUUCCUCUAGAGCUUGCUGCACAGAACUCACUAGUUACGAUGUAUGCAAAAUGUAAUCAUGUAGUGCAAAGUCGUGCUGUUUUUUAUAACAUGGAGAAGAAGAAUUUGGUUUCUUGGAAUGCAAUUAUAGUUGGUUAUGCUCAGAAAGGCCAGCUAUCUGAGGUAUUCACAAUGUUUCAUGCCAUGAGGGAGGCCCUUCAAUUACCCGAUCCAAUUACUGUUGUAUCUCUUCUCCAAGCUUGUGCUUUGGUGGGGUCACUCCAUCAGGGAAAAUGGGUCCACAGUUUCGUCCUAAGAAGUUGCUUUGGACAAUGUAUCGAGGUUGAAACUGCUUUAGUGGACAUGUACGCUAAAUGUGGGGACCUGGAUAAUGCUCAGAAAUGUUUUGAUAGAAUGUCACAACAUGAUCUUGUUUCCUGGGGAACCAUCAUUGGAGGAUAUGGAUCUCAUGGGAAGGGUGAAACUGCACUGAAAAUGUAUUCGGAGUUUCUUCAUAGAGGUUUUCAGCCAAAUGAUGUGAUUUUCCUCUCAAUUCUCUCUGCUUGUAGUCAUACCGGGCUUGUCAACCAAGGGCUCAGCUUAUUUCAGUCGAUGACCGAAGAUUAUGGUAUUGUACCUAGACUUGAGCAUCGUGCUUGCAUAGUUGAUCUUCUAUCUCGAGCUGGCAGGGUGGAUGAGGCAUAUGCCUUCUACAAGAGAACGUUUCCUCAACCUUCAUUUCAUGCGCUGGGCAUCCUCAUUGAUGCUUGUCGAGUUAGUGGCGACGUAGAACUUAGUGAAAUUAUUGCUGGAGAGAUGUCCAUGUUGGAACCUAUUGAUGCUGGAUGUUACGUGCAACUGGUGCAUAGCUAUGCAUCAUUGAAUAGAUGGGAUAAUGUGGGCGAGUCAUGGGCCCAAAUGAGGUCUCUUGGCUUGAAAAAGCUCCCUGGAUGGAGUUUCAUUGAGUUGUACGGGAAGGUCACCCCAUUUUUCAAAGAUCACGUUUCCCAUCCUCAUUUUGAGGAGAUUAUGUGGUUGUUAAAAACCAUGAGCUGGGAAAUGAAAAAGGACUACGGUUUAAAAGUUGCAAGUGAUUCUCAGCACAUCUUUGAGAGUGCUAGGUAGACU
This is a messenger RNA of Rhodamnia argentea, 2455 nucleotides long. Its product is annotated as pentatricopeptide repeat-containing protein At4g04370. The transcript has a single exon. NCBI's taxonomy places the organism in Eukaryota, Viridiplantae, Streptophyta, Magnoliopsida, Myrtales, Myrtaceae. Gene Ontology annotation, biological process: RNA modification. Gene Ontology annotation, molecular function: protein binding; RNA binding. The coding region runs from base 176 to 2452 and encodes 758 amino acids. The record is from RefSeq and is a predicted model, not a curated record.